This is a messenger RNA of Paramecium pentaurelia, 319 nucleotides long. Lineage: Eukaryota; Ciliophora; Oligohymenophorea; Peniculida; Parameciidae. The record is from the annotation of a GenBank genome assembly.
AUGGAUUAAUAAUAAAAGAAACCUGGCUUCUGGUAAAAUAUUAAGCAAGGAAGCUAUAUAACAGGAAUUGUAGCAGGAACAGGCACUGUUGUUACUAAAGCAGGAUUGGCAAUUUACGGCUUCUCUUCAAUUGGGCCAGUUGCAGGAAGUAUGGCUGCAGCUGCCUAAGCCAGUGUUGGAAAUGUAGCAGCAGGAAGUUUAUUUGCUUUAGCUUAAGGAACAGCAAUGGCAGGAAUAGGAACCAUUGCUUUACCAGCUGUUGGAGUAGGCGCAGUAAUAGGAAGUGGAUUUGUUGCCUAUAAACAUUUUAAAAAAUGAU